CUCGGCCCCCGCGUUGGCUCUCAGCGGCCGCGCCUCCCCCGGUCCCCGCCGCCGCCUCCUUUUCCUUCACCUCUGGCUGUAGCCGGCCAGGACGCUUCAGGGGACAAAAAAUAAAUAAAUAAUUCCAUUCACCCAGUGGCAGCGAGGCAAACCGGCUACGGCUAGGAGGGAACGGAGAGCUGCGGCGCUCACCCGGUGCCAGAGACCAGAUAAUCCAGAGUCUGUUCUACCUCUCUUCGUCUGCAUUGCCAUCAGAUAUCACACUUGGAGGAACAGUGACUGGGCUUAACAAUUCCAAGUAUAAACUAAAGAAGCUUGUUUAAGUGGGAAUCUGUCAACAGGUUACCUGAAUUUCAAACAGAGCAGCAGAAAUGCCACCACCCACAGGUGGCCCACCCCUGCAUCCACCUCCUGAUGGAGGAUGGGGCUGGGUAGUGGUUGGAGCGUCUUUUAUCUGCAUUGGAUUUUCAUAUGCGAUUCCCAAAGCCAUCACAGUGUUCUUCAAAGAAAUUCAACAUAUAUUCAACACUACCUACAGUGAAAUAGCAUGGAUAUCAUCCAUUAUGCUGGCUGUUAUGUAUGCAGGAGGUCCCUUAAGCAGUAUUUUGGUAAAUAAAUAUGGUAGCAGGCCCGUGGUGAUGAUGGGCGGUUUGUUAUGCUGUGUGGGAAUGGUCGCAGCCUCCUUUAGUUCUAGUGUAAUAGAGCUCUACCUCACUGUCGGAUUCCUUGGAGGUUUAGGUCUAGCCUUCAACCUUCAACCUGCCUUAACAAUCAUUGGCAAAUACUUCUAUAAAAGACGGCCCCUGGCAAAUGGACUCGCCAUGACAGGAAGUCCUGUUUUCUUAAGUACAUUAGCUCCUUUCAAUCAGUUCCUUUUUAAUACUUUUGGUUGGAAAGGAAGUUUCAUGAUUUUGGGAGGUAUGUUGUUGAAUGCCUGUGUCGCUGGGUCCCUCAUGAGACCCAUUGGACCCAAACAACCUGCUAACUCUAAAAAUAGGAGCGGGACAACAGAAUAUGAGUCAAAUGUGAAGAAAAGCCAUCAGAAGAAAUCAGUAUGGAAAAAUAUUGAUAAAUAUUUUGAUUUCUCCCUCUUCAAGCAUAGGGGAUUUUUGAUAUACCUAUCUGGAAAUGUCAUUAUGUUCCUAGGAUUUUUUGCCCCUGUUAUAUUUUUGGCUCCAUAUGCUAAAGAUAAGGGAAUUGAUGAGUAUUCUGCAGCCUUCUUGUUGUCUAUCAUGGCUUUUGUUGAUAUGUUUGCGAGGCCUUCCGUAGGAUUUAUUGCAAACUCCAAACUUAUUCGACCUCGAAUCCAGUACUUCUUCAGUUUUGCAAUUAUGUUCAACGGAGUGUGUCAUCUCUUGUGCCCAUUGGCAGAGGACUACACAAGCCUGGUGCUUUAUGCUGUAUUUUUUGGCCUUGGAUUUGGAAGUGUUAGCAGUGUCCUCUUUGAAAGUCUCAUGGACCUUGUUGGUGCUCAAAGAUUUUCCAGUGCCGUGGGACUCGUCACAAUUGUUGAGUGUUGCCCAGUUCUUCUUGGGCCUCCUCUUGCUGGUAUAUUGGUGGAUAAAACUGGAGAAUAUAAAUACAUGUAUAUUGCCUGUGGAGCUAUUGUGUUCUUAUCAAGUGUGUGGCUGCUCAUUGGCAAUGCUAUAAACUAUAGACUGCUUGCAAAGGAAAAGAAUUUGGAAAAUGCAAAGAAGAAAAUGCAUGAGCCUGUGUCCAAAGAAUCUGAACCCUUGAACAAGUCUAACAAACAUGAUGUUAAUGUCAAAAGUACAAGAACAGGGAGUAAUCCCUCAGAAAGAGAAACUAAUAUAUAGCAAGAAUCACAUCUCUGAUUUCAGUGUUUAUGACUUUUUAGGAGUAUUUUUUCCAAAAUAUUGGAAAUGAUUUUAGUUGAAAUAAUACUCCAUAAUUAACAAUGGAGAUGAAACUUUCCUCAGGUGUUCACUUUUUAAAAUUUAUUUAGGCAGUUAUAUUUGAGAUUAUGCAUUUAAAGAAUCAAUGCAAGGGCUUUAUUUCCAUACAUUACUCUGGUUGUGGUGAUUAAAAUAAUUUUAAACUCUUCCAGGGACUUACAUCCUUGAUCAUAGAGAUUUGAAUUCCGAACCCAUGGUUUAAGUAAUUAGGAGUACGUUUAAUCCUGUAAGAAUACCCUCUCCACAUUUCAUUUUAUUUGAUUUUAAAGUGUGAAAUGGAAUUAAAGGAAAAUGAGUUUCCACUUGCAGUAUCUGGAGAACAAAACACAAAUACAUUCAAAAGGAAUAUCAUGGAGAAACAAGAAGUGAAGUGUAUUAUACCUGCAUACUACUGUGCAACGCGGAUCUUAAAGAUAAGAACAUGGGUGAAAAUGAGGUGCUCUUAUUUUGAAAGUACAACUAGCUAUUGAAAAAAAGAAAAGCAUUUGCAUGCACAAAAUAAAAUUUAAAAAUAUUCCAUUUUAAACCAUUAUUUCUGAGCAUUGUUGGAUUUGAUUAAUCCAUGCACAUGAUGUCUUUGAGGGGCCAUUAGUGCCUGGUGCUAGAGAAUAGAAUCCUCAAAUAAUUUUGAGAAUUUUUACCUAAUAUAUAAAUUAUAUUAAAAGCUUAAAUUACUCUAAGCAAUAAGCUAUGUCCAUUGAUUUUAGAAGGGAUUUUUGUUAGUAAUCCAGAAAGUAAUAACCUGGAAUUAAUUUUAACCAGAACUCAUCAGAUUUAUUUACAUACUGAGACAUCAAGUGGAAUCAACUAGAAACCUGGUAGACAGGCUUACAGAUAAGCCUAACUGUAGUUUUUCCCAACACAUAGGAAUGAUCAGAGGCUGACUGUAAUGAGUAAGCCAUCUGAGUAAAGCUAAGACUGGGGGGAUGCUUAUAAUGGACCCUCCGAAGUCUCUCAUUCCCCUCUCUUCCCCAAAAUGCAAACGCAAAAAACCAAAAAUCACAAACAGGUUUUUACUUAGCCACUGAAAAUGCCUCAUUAUAGGAAUGGCAGCACUCGAAAAUUCUGCCCACUACCGAUUGACUUCCUACUGCCUUUGAAUGUAACAAAACCAGGAGACUGUUAAAAAGAAAAAAAAGAAAAAACUUCUAGGUUUGAGUCUGUGUGUGACUUGGUGGAAGUGUAGGGAUCAUAUAUAACACAAUAGCAAGUAGCUUGCAGUGCUGCAGUCCAGGUUAAUAUAGCAGUUUCUCAUUUUCAUAACUAUGUGAAAACAUCUGGGAAUCUGAGUCACUUCUGAAUGCAGUGGCAUAUGAUAGUUCUGCUUUUAAACAAGAAAGAAUUUUUGCAGUGAGACUAAAGUUAUAAAUAUUAAAAUACAUCUACAGAUCUGAAGUUUAAGAUCAUGAUUAAUAAAAAGCAUUCAGUGCUUGAUUAUUGAAAUGUUGUCACUCUUAAGAUAGCAAAAGGAAUUUGCUGUUUUUCUUUCUUUUUUAUUGCAAUAGAGGCAGGUGCUCUUCUUAUUUCUUACAACAUUGUAUCUGGAUACCAAGCUUUUGUGAUAUUUAACGUUAAGGAUUUGCUUUGUAAAACUUAUUCACUAUUUAAGCAGUUAUAUAAAAUUCUGUAUUUCAUUUAACAUUCACAUUUUGCAUAUGAAAGAGUUAUUUAUAUUUUUCAAAUAUUAAGCAAAACAAUAUGUGCCAAUACCAUAGGUAAAUUAAUCAGAGAAAUGUGGCAGUGUACAGCUGAUUUUUUAAAUUUAAUUUUACCUAAUCUUGACUCUUGACUGAGCUAUUUUUAUAUGUAACUCUGAUUUGUCAUAAGAAAUGCAACACCACAAAUUAAUAGCUCUCCAGUCUUAAAUAUUUCCAAAAGUGUCUUAAAUUCUCUGAAGAUGACCAUUUAAAUUAAUAUAGAUAUCAGACCUCAGGGGAGGGGAAUAAACAGCAAAAUAAUGAUCGUAGGGUUUUAGGUCUUAGGCUAUAGCUCUUUUUAUUACCUGCUGGUAGAGACAUGGUGAUGGGUGCAUUCCAGUGGCUUUCUCCACAGAAGGAGGUUUAUUUACAUAUCAAUAAAUGUCUUGUAAAAAAAUAUUUCCAAUUUUCCUUGGCUAUUUUCUUUUCAUUUCUAACACUGAUUAUAACAAACUGUUAAAAAUAGAAAGGAGAGGGAAAUUGUGCAAAAGCACAUGAUAUGAUGUAUACAGUUGUGCCUGGUCGUAACAAUGCACAAAGUUACAAAUAUGCACACACACAGAUUCCCAUCUGUGAAUAUUGAAAAGUCAAUCAGAACAUUCUUGAAACAGUGACAUAAAGUCACAUACAGGACUCAGAACUGUUCCAUGGUAAAAUAAAUUUUUCUACUGGCUCACUCUUCCCACUAUGUUGAACUUGUUGAAAUAUCCAAUAUUAACUUUUUUAACAGAAUCUUUCAAAGAAUAUCAACCUACAACAUUAUUAUGUAGUCAUGUAAAGGAGAAAGAAAUAUAGCUGGCUUCUGUGUCUGCAAGUAUUAGUGCAGAAUAUAUUUCUUCCCCUAAGAAUCAAUAGGUUUUAGAUGUUUAAGAUAUCAUGAAGCAAAAUUAUAGAACCUUAUGAACACUCUUAAGUCCCAUUCCCCCAUUAUGGAAUUGUACGGAAGGAAGGUUAUUGUAAACCAGGGUACAACAUAAUUCACAAACAAUGGCUACUUUAUUUUUCCAUUUGUGAUAACUGAGCACACCAUAUUUUUACCAUUUAACCUUAAAUAUACCUUUACUAAUUUAUGAAUAGAAUAUUGGGUGUAGACUUGUCCUGUGUUAUCCCCAUCCUCUUUCCUGAUCCUUUUUAGGUCCAAUCAGCACAAAUUUAAGAGGCAGUGGGUCAGGUUCUUAUGUACCUCAUGUUGGAAGACGUGAUGUUGUCUCAAUAUAACUUCACAUGGCUCAUAACUUUCACUUCCUUAGUACCAAGUUCCAACCACUUUAUCUCUACUCCCUUCCCCAGACACUAGGAAAUAAAUAAAAUCACUAGAUUUGAUACAUAUGAAUGUGACUUUAGAAAACUAGGUAGUUUUUACUCAUCCUCUGGCUGCACAUGAAUAUUGAGCAAACAAAAAGAAAAGACCAUGAGAUGUACGAAGGGGGAUCCCAAAAAACAUAAUUAUCUUUGGGAGGGUGGGCCUCUUUUAGUACAGGCUUCCCCCGCUAGGUAAGUGUUCUAGGAACCCAUCUGGAGCAGUGUAUCUACCAGAUGAUGUUGUUGUGAGAGGCUGUGUUACGCUUGAGUAAAUUUUUUUGAAGAUGCAACAUGUUUGCCCACUAUGUAAUGGCUGAUUUACAAGAGCACCUGUCCACACUGCACUGAGUCUUCAGCGGAUUUUGACCACAAACAGUGUGACACCUAAGUUCCACCCUCCUUAUUUACCUGACCUUUCUGAGAGCGACUUUUUUUUGGUUUCCCCAGAGAAAAGAGUCCUUAAAUGGAAACGUUUUGCAGAUAUGGAAGAGGUGAAAUAAAAGAAAUGGCGGAAACACUAAAAGGCAUAAAAAUCAACAAGUUCAAAAAACCAUUUUGAGCAGUAGAAAAAAUAAUCUUGAUAGGUGUAUUGCAUCAAAUGGAGAGUACUUUGAAAGUGACUGAAGUUUAAACAUGUAAGAAUAAAUACACAAUUUUUAUGAAUAAAUUUUGGAGUUUUCUUUUGGUCUACUCUUUGUAUAAGUUGAUGUUAUAUAAUGUAGAGUUACCCUGAAUCAUAAUUGGGAAUUAUUUUUCAUCCAAAAAAUACCUUUUCUAAAAUAACACCUCUCAUUUGUAUAAUAUUUCAGACUUUUAAUAAAAAAAUAAAAAUAUGACUGUGAGGUUCAAUUUAAUUGGGAGAAAGAAUGAAAAGAGGGAAGGGAAUUAAUAUUUAUGUAUUAUGCAUCUUGCUUACAUAAUACCUUUUAUUCAAGUCAAAUUAUAGGUAGAAGUUGAUAUUGGACCAAUAUAAUAUAUGUCUGAAACAAAACCAAAAAUAGACAUGCAAGGAAAUUUAGCAAAUUACCAAAGUUAAAAAGUAAUAUGUGGUGGAAUUCAAACAGAGUUUUAGAUAAAGCUCAGGUUUAUCUAAAAGCAGAAAGAACCCAUAGGGUGCUCACUGCCAUGCUGCCUCCUAAUAGAAGUUGUAGAAGCAAAGCUAUGACACACUGUAGGUUCAAAAAAUUUAAAUCUUACAUGGUAAACCAAUUAAGUUUACCUUCAGUUUGUAUUAUGAUUUAUAUAGUGUUUUAUUAGA
Molecule: messenger RNA, 6173 nt
Organism: Pteronotus mesoamericanus
Lineage: Eukaryota; Metazoa; Chordata; Mammalia; Chiroptera; Mormoopidae
Gene: SLC16A7
Product: solute carrier family 16 member 7
Exons: 6
Coding region: 372-1817 (481 amino acids)
Biological process (GO): transmembrane transport; monocarboxylic acid transport
Cellular component (GO): plasma membrane
Molecular function (GO): monocarboxylic acid transmembrane transporter activity
Source: RefSeq, a predicted model, not a curated record